Molecule: messenger RNA, 1383 nt
Organism: Manduca sexta (tobacco hornworm)
Lineage: Eukaryota; Metazoa; Arthropoda; Insecta; Lepidoptera; Sphingidae
Gene: ECSIT
Product: evolutionarily conserved signaling intermediate in Toll pathway, mitochondrial
Exons: 5
Coding region: 193-1320 (375 amino acids)
Cellular component (GO): mitochondrion
Source: RefSeq, a predicted model, not a curated record
AAUAAAUGUCAAAUGAAAAGUCAUUAGAGCCGGGAGGUUAUAUUUUACGAAUUUUUAACUCGAUUUUAUAUAAAAAAAGAUAUUUGUUAUGUUAUAUAAAAUAAUAUGGUUUAAUGUAACUAUGUCCUGUUAAAUUAUAACAUCCAAAUUUUUUAUAAUAAACGUUUAAUCGGUUUUGCAACGAAAUAAUUUAUGAUGGCUACGAAAAUUUUACGGAAUAUUAUGAAAACUAAAUCAAGUAAUAUAAUGUUCAAGCGAUGGGAGAGCUCAGAAAAGCGUGUGGCUAUGCACGAUCCCUUUGUGACGCAACCAAAAAAGAAUAAAAAGACUUAUUUAGAGGUGAUAAAAAUGUUUGAAGACCAGGAUAACCGUCGCCGAGGUCACGUAGAAUUUGUUUAUGCUGCUUUAGCCAAAAUGAAGGAGUUUGGUGUUCAAAAAGAUCUCGAAGUGUAUAAAGCUCUAGUAGACGUAUUUCCAAAGGGUAAAUUUAUACCUCAAAACAUUUUUCAAGCAGAAUUUAUGCACUAUCCUAAACAACAGCAGUGUGCUGUGGAUUUACUGGAGCAAAUGGAAGAUAAUAAAGUCAUACCAGACACAGAAAUGGAACAAAUGCUGCUAAACAUAUUUGGUAACCGUGGCAUUCCACUAAGAAAAUAUUGGCGCAUGAUGUAUUGGAUGCCAAAGUUUAAAAACUUAAGUCCCUGGUAUCUACCUGAUGAAAUGCCUAGUGACACAAUGAUGUUAGCAAAACUUGCUAUUGAAAGAAUAACUUCUGUAGAUCCAGAUACGAAAGUUAAUGUUUGGCAGACAGAAGAGAUAGAAGUAUCACUCGACAAAACGUGGAUAGUCAGUGCCCAGAGUGAAGCUCAGAAAAUUUUAUUAUCUGAACAACCUAUUGACGAGCCUUUGGUUGUCCGAGGUCCCUAUGAUGUCUAUUUGAGGGACCAAAUUGUUACAUACUUCCUAUUGCUUGGGAAAACAAGAGCUGACCCUAAAGACGAUAGAGAUCCAGAUGAUGUAUCAGAUAUAGAGAAACCGCCAGGCAUACCUGGUUAUAUUGGCAGCACUAAGCUUCCAGCCGUAAAAUGCACAGUACAUGAACAGGAUGACGGUACAAUUGUAUCUGUAUGUGCUACAGGUACGUCAUCAAGAGAUUCCCUGUUAUCAUGGAUUAGAUUAUUGGAAAAGUAUGGUAAUCCAAUAUUAUCUACUGUACCAGUUAUAUUUACUCUCACGGCACCACCAAAUGAUUUAUCAAUACAGGAAACACAGCCUGUAGCACAAGAUGAUGCAAGUGAAAAAACCAAGUCAAAUGAAUAGAUAUAUAGAGAGAAUUAUUUAAUUACAAGAGCUAGUGUAGAAAUAAAUUGAAUAUGUUAUGUU